AUGCAAUACAAAAAGACUCUAACAACUGCUGCUUUAACUGCCACUACUUUUGCAGCUUACCUUCCACAUGAACCAUGGUCCACUUUAACUCCAUCUGCCACAUACAAAGGUGGGUUAACUGAUUACGCAUCUACUUUUGGUAUUGCCGUUCAACCAAUUGCCACUGCUUCCGUUGCUAAAAGAGAUGCUGUUUCUCAAAUCGGUGAUGGCCAAAUCCAAGCCACCACUAAGACCACUUCUAAAGCUACUACCAAGACUAAAGCUGCUGCUGUUUCUCAAAUAAAUGAUGGUCAAAUCCAAGCCACCACUAAAACACAAGCUGCUGCUGUUUCUCAAAUAAAUGAUGGUCAAAUCCAAGCUACCACGAAGACUCAAGCUGCUGCAGUAUCUCAAAUUGGUGAUGGUCAAAUACAAGCAACAACUAAAACACAAGCUGCUGCCGUCUCCCAAAUUGGUGAUGGUCAAAUACAAGCAACAACCAAAACACAAGCUGCUGCCGUUUCUCAAAUUGGCGAUGGUCAAAUUCAAGCCACUACCAAGACUUUAGCUCCAGCAGUCUCUCAAAUUGGUGACGGUCAAAUUCAAGCUACUACUAAAACUACUGCCCCAGCUGUUUCACAAAUUGGUGAUGGUCAAAUACAGGCAACUACCAAGACUACAGCUCCAGCUGUCUCUCAAAUCCAUGAUGGUCAAAUUCAAGCCACUACCAAGACUUUAGCUCCAGCAGUCUCUCAAAUUGGUGACGGUCAAAUUCAAGCUACUACUAAAACUACUGCCCCAGCUGUUUCACAAAUUGGUGAUGGUCAAAUACAGGCAACUACCAAGACUACAGCUCCAGCUGUCUCUCAAAUCCAUGAUGGUCAAGUUCAGGCUACCACUACUACAUCUGCUGCAAAGCCAACAAGCACAUCUACUUCAUCAAAUUCUAAGGACCCAGUUAGCGCUGAAUCUUGUAAGAACGAUGGUACAUUACAAAUGAAUUUGAAAGGUGGUAUUUUAACUGAUGGUUCUGGUAGAAUUGGUUCUAUUGUUGCUAACAGACAAUUCCAAUUUGAUGGUCCACCACCACAAGCUGGUGCCAUCUACGCCGCUGGUUGGUCUAUUACCCCAGAAGGUAACUUAGCUAUUGGUGACAACGAUGUCUUUUACCAAUGUCUAUCGGGUAACUUCUACAACUUAUAUGAUGAAUCCAUUGGUUCCCAAUGUAAUAAAGUAUAUUUACAAGCUAUUGAUUUGAUAGAUUGUUAA
This is a messenger RNA of Naumovozyma dairenensis CBS 421, 1248 nucleotides long. RefSeq lists its product as uncharacterized. The record is from RefSeq and is a predicted model, not a curated record. Bases 1 to 1248 code for a protein of 415 amino acids. Lineage: Eukaryota; Fungi; Ascomycota; Saccharomycetes; Saccharomycetales; Saccharomycetaceae. Gene Ontology annotation, biological process: fungal-type cell wall organization. The transcript has a single exon. Gene Ontology annotation, molecular function: structural constituent of cell wall. Gene Ontology annotation, cellular component: fungal-type cell wall.